GCCCGCGCCUCGUCGUCCUCGCGACAUGGAUGGGCGCCCAACCCCCGCACAUGGACAAGUACAUCGAGCCGUACCGGCGCCUGUUCCCGUCCUCCCCGAUCCUCGUGCUGCGCUCCGAAGCUGGCGACUGGCUGAACCCAUGGAAGAAGCCGAGCAUGGACGCGGCCGCGACCGUCGUGCAGUCGCUGUACGACGCGUCUGAACUCGCGCCUGCAUCUGCGUCUGUUCCUCAUAGCCCCACCGACCCCGACCUCGUGAUCCACGUCUGGUCGAACGGGGGCUCGGCGUCGCUCGCCCGCCUCCGCCAGUCGCUGGCGAAGCAGCGCGCCGCCCUCCCGCCCUACACCCUCGUGCUGGACAGCACGCCCGGCCAGUUCUCGUACCGCGGGACGUUCAGCGCGUUCUCGCUCGUCGCGCCGAAGAAGUGGGCGUGGCUCCUCCGCCCGCUGCUGCACGGCUUCGUAGCCUGGUUCUGGCUGCUCACGUACGUCCGUGCGCGCCUCGACUUCCGGCGGCGCGCCGAGGUUGGCGAAGCGCAGGCCAAGGGCAAGUCGAAGCUCUUCGGCCCCCUCGCCCUCCUCGCCGCAUCACACAACACCGCCGCCGUCCGCGCGCGCGAGGCCCGCAGGACGUACAUCUACUCCCGCGAAGACGCGCUCAUCCCGUACACCGACGUCGAGGAGCAUGGGGCGGACGCGCGUGGCAAGGGCUUCAACGUGCGCAUGGAGGAGUUUAAGGGCACCGCGCAUGUCGCGCAUGCGCGCACCGAGCCCGAGCGGUAUUGGGAGAUCGUGCGGGAGACGUGGGAGGGGAGGCCAUAUGUGCGCGACGCGGCGGCGGAGGAGGAGGUGAAGGCCGAGGCUGCGGCGGCGGAGGGCAAGGAGGAGGAGGUGACGGCCGUCGAGCAGCAUGUCACUGCGUAGCCUGCAGCCCACAGCCCGCGGCAGGCUACCCGUGCCAGAAAAGAUAGACAGAGAAAGAAGAUAGGCCGAGGAAGAUCCCACUACAUAGAACGUAGAACAAACCAG
Messenger RNA from Cutaneotrichosporon oleaginosum, 1028 nucleotides. RefSeq lists its product as uncharacterized. The record is from RefSeq and is a predicted model, not a curated record. Lineage: Eukaryota; Fungi; Basidiomycota; Tremellomycetes; Trichosporonales; Trichosporonaceae.